This is a messenger RNA of Scatophagus argus, 8215 nucleotides long. RefSeq names its product erbb2 interacting protein (gene erbin). NCBI's taxonomy places the organism in Eukaryota, Metazoa, Chordata, Actinopteri, Scatophagidae. Gene Ontology annotation, molecular function: protein binding. Gene Ontology annotation, cellular component: postsynaptic membrane; adherens junction; postsynaptic density. Gene Ontology annotation, biological process: neurotransmitter receptor transport postsynaptic membrane to endosome; neurotransmitter receptor transport, endosome to postsynaptic membrane. Bases 672 to 4907 code for a protein of 1411 amino acids. The transcript has 26 exons. The record is from RefSeq and is a predicted model, not a curated record.
AGGUAGUGAAAGCAUCAUCACGGGGGUUCGCUGUGGCUGGAAAGGCGACUUCUUGCGGACAGCCUACUUCUACGUGUAGGCGCAGAGGUCGCAGACAAGAAACCCACCUCUUCAUUCUUCAACAGUCCCUAUGUAGCUCCACUCGACUCUGUCAAAGCUGCUUGAUUAGAGGAAAGGAGAUUAUGACUGAAAACACCUGGGUGCGGCACAGUUUGGAUGAGGUUUCGCCCUGCCGGAGGUCGUACGCAUUUUUGCCUUUUGUAUUUCCUUGCUGAAUGUCGUGGACAUUUUGGAUUUUUUAAUGCCCUGUGUCAUUAAUCUUAGCAACUGAGGACCACUUUUUGGGUGUCCCUGGCUUCGGUUAGUUUGUCUGAAUAACAUUUGGAAGGUAAAGACUUUGAAGUGUGAAAGCAACCGAGGACGACACCGUUAAACAACUUGAGGAAGGCUUGCCGAGGAUGUGCGUACUGGGCCAGCUUCGAGUUGCUUUCUAAGUGGGCAACAUUAGCUUAGCUGCUAACACUAGCAAACCCCUGUUGAAACUACCAAGCGACAUCUGUGAAGCGAGCUAAUGCUCGCUUCCUGAAAUAUUUUUUGGACAGUGGGACCCUGCUCGCUACCUGAACACCAUUAAAUGAGACGGUGACUCGACUGUAAUUUAGUGCCUGAGGAUGUCCAAGCGGAGCUUGUUUGUUCGUCUGGUGCCGUGCCGCUGCUUGCGGGGUGAGGAGGAGGCGGUAACAUCACUGGACUACUCCCACUGCAGCCUGGAGACUGUUCCUAAGGAGAUCUUUAGCUUUGAGAAGACCCUGCAGGAGCUCUACCUCGAUGCCAACCAGAUCGAGGAGCUGCCUAAACAACUGUUUAACUGCCAGCUACUCCACCGACUGAGCAUGCCAGAUAAUGACCUGUCGGUGUUGCCGGCAGCGAUUGCGAACCUCAUCAAUCUCAGGGAGCUUGACGUCAGCAAAAACAGCAUCCAGGAGUUUCCAGAGAACAUCAAAAAUUGCAAAGUCCUAGCUAUUGUAGAAGCCAGUGUGAAUCCCAUAUCCAAGCUCCCUGAAGGCUUCACCCAGCUUCUGAGUCUGACGCAGCUCUACCUGAAUGAUGCCUUCCUCGAGUUCUUACCAGCCAGCUUUGGCAGGUUGACUAAACUACAGAUCUUGGAGCUGAGGGAGAACCAGUUAAAGAUGUUGCCAAAAAGCAUGCAGAAGCUCACACAGCUGGAGAGGCUGGACCUGGGGAGUAAUGAGUUCACUGAAGUGCCUGAGGUGUUGGAGCAGCUGAGUGGAAUUAAGGAGCUGUGGAUGGACGGGAACAGACUGACGUUUUUACCUGGGAUGCUGGGGAUGCUGAAACAGCUGGUGUACCUGGAUGUAUCCAAGAACAACAUCGAGAUGGUUGAUGAGCAAAUCUGCGGCUGUGAGAGUCUCCAGGACCUCCUGCUUUCCAACAAUGCCCUCACACAGCUGCCAGGCUCCAUUGGUUCACUGAAGAAACUGACUGCACUGAAAGUGGAUGAGAACCAGCUGAUGUACUUGCCAGACUCCAUUGGAGGGCUGACAGCUCUAGACGAGCUGGACUGCAGUUUCAACGAGAUUGAAGCCUUGCCGUCUUCCAUUGGUCAGUGUGUCAACAUCCGCACUUUUGCUGCAGAUCACAACUUUCUUGUGCAGCUUCCCACUGAGAUGGGCAGCUUGAAGAAUGCAACUGUGCUGUUCUUACAUUCCAACAAGCUGGAGUCGUUGCCUGAGGAGAUGGGUGACAUGCAGAAGCUCAAGGUCAUCAAUCUGAGCAACAACAAGUUAAAGAAUCUUCCCUAUAGUUUCACUAAGCUGAACGAGAUGACUGCAAUGUGGCUCUCUGAAAACCAGUCGAAGCCCCUGAUCCCUCUCCAGAAAGAGGAGGAUCCAGAGACACACAAAACCGUGCUGACCAACUACAUGUUCCCCCAGCAAACCAGAACUGAGGACUACAUCCCCAACUCUGACUCUGAGAGCUUUAAUCCAGCUCUCUGGGAGGAACAACGCAAGCACCGAGCUCAGGUGGCCUUUGAGUGCGAUGAAGACAAGGAUGAGAGAGAAACGCCUCCAAGGGAGGGAAACCUGAAGCGCUACCCUACACCAUACCCAGAUGAGCUGAAGAACAUGGUGAAGACAGCCCAGUCGGUGGCUCACAGGCUGAAGGAGGAAGAGUCGAGUGACGAGUCGGGGAAAGAUGCAAAACCAAUUGAGAGGAACCACAUUGGCGUACAGGAUGUGGGAGUUAAGGUGAUAGAGGCCCAGUGUCCUAACGGUGUGGUGCCAGAUGUGGAGCCCCAUGUAUCUACCAACCCACAAGCCCAAAACCCAUCUGUACCGGAAUCAAGAGACACCUCAGAGUCUUUCAGCUCUCAGAAAGUCCCGCUCAAAUCUUCAGGGACCUCUACGAUGAACCACGAGGACACACUUGAGGAUUCUGAAGAGCUGUCUGAUGAAGAAGAGAUGAAAAUUGCCGAGAUGAGACCUCCUCUUAUUGAGAUCUCCAUCAACCAGCCUAAAGUAGUGACUUUAAGUAAAGACAAAAAAGAUGACGCAGACUCUUUGCUGGACGAGACGGUGGCCAACAGCAACCAGAACAACAGUAACUGUUCGUCUCCAUCACGCAUGUCUGACUCAGUGUCUCUGACCACGGACAGCAGUCAGGACAACUCUCUGUGCACCCCUGAGAGAGAGGCGAAGAUGCCCUUCCUACCCAAAAGCCGGCAAGAAGAUGAAAAUAUGAACCAGUCUAAAGACACCACCCCACUCCUUCAUAAUGGCAAUGGCUCCGAAACGUCCCUUCAGGCCUUUUUGAAAACCCAGCAGAUCCCGUCGGAGAAAAUGGGUGACUAUGACCUGUCUAUGGAGGCCAGGCUGGCCUUCAUUGAGAAGGGAAUUAACAACGGCAUGGGAGAAACCUACACCAAGUGGGACCAGAUUAAUAUGAAUGUGUCCAAGUUGCCAACAGACAACAUGGUUCAGCUGGACGAGGUGGACAAAACCAAGAAUGGUUCUGUAACCCAGGACUUGGACAGAAAGCAGGAUUUUAGCAAUGACAACAUGGAGCAUUUUCUGAAUGGAAAUCAGCAGGUCAGUGACUGCAUCAAUAGUCUGGGGAACAAAAGCCAAGCAGUGAGAGUCGAGACAUCUGCUGUGCAUGUGGCCUCGACAGGCGUGACAGCCAGCAGUGACAUGUCUCUGUCUCGCAGCACAGAGGAACUGUCUCCAGAGAAAAGGGGACAUCCCCCACAGGUGAUGAAAUCUCACAGUGUCAGCAACAUAGAAACAGGAGGCAUGAAGCUGUACUCCUUUGAUGGGGAUGGGGACUCCUAUGACUCAGCCAUAAUGACGAGGAUGGCAGGAGCAGGCCCAGGGCCUGGAGCACAGGGCCAGAGCAUAGUCAGGAGCAAAUCAGCAAGUCAGUUACUCAACGACCAGACUCUCCAGGUCUACCCCAGCUCCUCUGCAUCUUCCUCAGACCUGCUCUCCUCCUCCAAGCCUCCUGCCAGCACCAGCAGAUAUCCAACCUCCUCCAGCAUGGCCAUGGGCAUCGCUCCUCCUCAGUACAACAUACAGUACACAAGCAGUGCCAUGCCUAAAGAGGGCCUGUGGGCCCAGAGGACGCCCAUGGCCCCAGAGCACCAAGGCUACCUCCCUCCUCCUCCACAUUCACUAGCCAACACCAACUACUCCAACCGUAAUCAGGCACCUCCCUACCCUUUGCAACCCCAGCAGAGGGGGCCAUCCAUGGGUCCCAAAGCCUCUGGGGACAUGUGGUCUAUGGAGAGACUUCAUUCUGCUGGAGGUCAGUCCAGAAGCAGCACUCUGCAGAGGCAAAGCAGCACUGCCUCCACAGUCUCCAUGGGUGAUCCGAGGCGCAUGCAGGUGCCUGAUGGGGAAUACAUGACAUAUAGGGACAUUCACACCCUCGCCAGGGGGCCGCUGGCAAUGAGCCACGCCAUGCAGAGGCCCCUGUCGGCUCGCACUUAUAGCAUCGACGUACCCGGAGCUUCCAGGCCUCAUAGCGCCAGGCCGCAGCCGCACGAGCUUCCAGAGAGGACCAUGUCUGUCAGCGAUUUCAACUACCAGCACGGCAGCCCCAGCAAGAGGCCCAAUACCAGAGUGAAGUCUGAGCACUCGCUGCUGGAUGGGCCUGGACAGGUGUCCGGGGGAGCAGGAAGGGUCCCAGCUGACUGGAGAGACCAGGUGAUGCGGCACAUCGAGGCCAAGAAAAUGGAAAAGAAUGCCCUCUCUCGCUCCUAUAAUUCCAAUAUUGCUCCGCUGAGCUGGUCUCACUACGGCAGCUGUAGGGAUAUGCAUGCCAGCCAAGGGUCCCUGGUCUUUAGUGCCAGGGACGGACAGCCCUACGGAGCUCUGGGCUUCUGUGAUGAUGUGUUGGGUCCUCAAGGGCAACAAAGCUACACCCUGGACCCCCACAGAAAAGUGCCUUUGAUGAAUGGUCAGAUGGGCCCUUCUGUUCGUCCUCAGGUGAGCCAGUCGUCCAUGGCCCGCCACCCUUCCAGAGAGCAGCUCAUCGAUUACCUGAUGCUCAAAGUCUCCCAUCAGCCACCGGGGCCCCCACGCGUCCCACACGACUCGCUGCAGCAAGAGAUCCGUGUGAAAGUGGAGAAGAAUCCAGAGCUCGGUUUCAGUAUAUCAGGAGGUGUUGGAGGCCGGGGAAAUCCUUUUCACCCAGAUGACAAUGGUAUAUUUGUGACAAGGGUUCAGCCUGAGGGGCCGGCAUCCAAGGUUCUUCAGCCUGGAGAUAAAAUUAUCCAGGCAAAUGGCUACAGCUUUGUGAAUAUUGAUCAUGGGAAUGCAGUGUCCCUCCUGAAGACAUUUCCAAACACUGUGGAUUUGACUAUCAUCAGAGAGGUGCAAGCAUAGACUCAACUGACCUCUAAAGGGCAGUCGGGGUGGGGGGGACGACACAAGAAGAGAGACGGACGUAUAACUUUAUGUUGACUCUCAUAUUUUUAUACACAGAGGAGACUGAUUUGUUGAUACCUGACGGGACUAUUUAUAGUAGACAUCUUCAUAGCCUUGAUUAAACGGGGAAAACCACUGAAUGUAGUGGAUCAAAGCGAGACUGCAGCAAACCUCUGCGAGUACGAGUCCUCAAAAGGCCAUCACUGUGGUAUAUAUAUUUUUAUACAAAAGAAGCUGAAGAUACAACCUGCUCUGAAGCAAAUAAUUACUGUGGUCUCUGUACAGAUCAUCUUUUUUUGUUUUUGUUUUUUUCUCAUAAAUCCUUUUAUCAUAAAUUAGGUUUUACUUCUGCGGAUUGACACGAAUUGGCCACUGGGGGGCAGGGCUCCCUCUCUUCUGUCAUCCAGUUUGCCUUUUCUUUUUUUUUUAACCUUUCUAUUCAAGAUGUUGAAACCACUUUCUGGUCUGCCGUGGGAUCUUUUAUGGAGGACAAUGUUAUGUGCUAUUCAUGUGGACACGAAUGUCGAUCGAGGAGGAGUUUGACUUCAUUUUUCGAAAAGAGAUUUUUUUUGUUUCUUUUACAAAAUCCAAGAGUGAGAGGAGGAAAUCAUCCACCCCUGCUUCCGUUAAACCUGUGAACAAACUCCAGCAUACAGACACAAUUCUGUCAUGAGACCUUCCUGCGUAUCCCCUCACAGCAGCUGCUUGGCAUAUCACCUAACCGGACCACUACCUGAGCUGUGCGGGAAACAUCCUUCACAAUGUAAAUGAGCCUCUCUGAUGUUUGAAGGAAUGCAGUCUGCAUGUGACCGUUUAAAGAGACUGGGAAACGGAAGGGAAAUUCAAAUAUUUGGGAAACAGGAGAAGAGAGAUGCAGUGUGUGUUUGCUCAGCCUUAAUCUGUUUUGCCUGUCAGAACUUUUGGUUUGAGGCAAACGUUUGACAUUUUGGGAAAUGCGUUGUUCACUUUGAGACGAGGUGCGACAGGAGAAGACUGAAGCUCUCGUGAAACGGAGAGGAAAGGAUGGCUAACGUGACUAAAUGUAAAUCCACCAACCAGCACCUCUAAAGCUCAUGAAUUAAUUUCAUGUUUAUGUGCCAAACUAUUUUUUUGUCGGGGCUGACUCAGUCAAUGACAAACUCUUAGCUAAGACAGCAGACUGUCAGUUUUAAACCUCUGUUUUUUGUACUUAUUACACAAAAUGAAACAUAACUUGUUCAUUGCUAAAAUUCCGAUGUGCCGGAAGGAAAAUGAUGUUACGGAUCUGCAACCGAUACCACUUUACAGCGGACAUGACAUUAAGGAGGAGUAUUGUUUUAAAAGAAAAUGCUUAGUGGUAGAUAUCGGCCUUCUCUGGUAAGCGGAUUUCCCAAAAUGUCCAAACUGUCCUUUUUAAGUAGAGAAAACAAGGCGGUUAUGCUAGUUAACCAAAGCAAGUUCAGAAAUUGUGGACAGAAGGCAAACGCAGGAGACAACUCGGAAAGAUGAUUGAACUAGAAAGAACAUGUCAGCGUUUCACUCGUGUUUUAUUUUUUUUAAGGGCUUCAUCUAUCAGGCAGCCGUCGGUGACUUGAGUCUUUGUUUUGUAGGGGUUUCAACAUCUAUCACUUUUUUCUUUUUCUGUUUUUUUUACAUGGGAGAAGACCACCGUUUGCCUUUUGGGUCUGUACGUGUGAUUAUCAUGCUUUUUACUCUUUAUCACUUUGGAGCAGUUUCCUCGAUCUGUUUGCUGUACAGAGUUGGGAGAAUCAAAUUGUCAAGUGCCAUAGACCUUGAACUGUUUGAACAGGGGAGGACCUUUGACCCCAGAGCCCAAGCAAUAUAUUCACAUAUUCACAACAUUCUGAGAACAUUAGCAGCAUAAUGGCUUCAGAGCAAUAUGUAAAGCCUUUAUUUUCAUUCAGAGAAAAAAAACAACAACAUCAGAUAACAUUUUUAAAACAACCUUUUAGUAAUCCCUGAUGAUUUUACAUGAUUUUUAUAUUGUGAAAAGAAUUUUUUCUUUUUUUUUUCUUUUUUUUUUUAAUGAAAUAGCACCGGAAAUAUAUAUAAUAGUGCUUAAGAAAGAAGGAAACAUUUCUCUGAAUUGUGUAAAAGUGAAUGUUUGUGUCACUUUGCCCAAGGCUUUUUACUGUUAGUCGCUUAGAUUAUCUCAACUCCUGAUGUUCAUCUGGGCAAAAUAACCAACUUAAAGAGUUUGGGGGGGCAGAAAAUGGAUCCAGUCAAAGCUGCAUCUCAAAACAUUCCUGAUGUUUGUCAGAAGGAAAAGCGUGUCCACUUCAUGUCUCUCUCUUUUUAUAUUCAUUCACUUGUAAAUAACUAUUCAGUGAGACGUGUUUCCAGAAGAAAUGGAAAUGAUAGCAUUCGCAUCCUAAGAAAUGGCCCCCACGAAUAUAAAUUCUAACCACUGAAUUGUUUGUACAAUAUGUAAAAUCAUUUCAGCCUGCGGUGUUUCAACAGGUAGCGUUCCCUCAACUUGUUUACAGCAGAUUGUCAUCUCUGUAUUCUCCCUCUUACGUUUGACAUGUAUUUUCGUGCUUGUGGCACUGUCGAACCAAAACGAAAACGCUGGUGGUCAUCAGCAAAAUUAAUUGUCCCUUUAAUAAUAAUCACACUGUUUUAUAAAGGUAGCGCUUCUAAAUUAAGCCGUACCCUUGAUUUUUAAGCUGAAUCUAAAAUUUUAUUCACAGGAAAAUGAACAUGUAACGUGCAUUUCCCAAAAUGUCUCACAGAACAUGUAGUGUUUUACACAGAUGAAUUGUUUGUAUUAUUUUUAUUAAUUUUGUUGGUGAUUUUCUGUUUACUUUCUAAGCUUGGGAGGUGGGGUGGGGGGAGGCUUCUAGGGUGUAAUGGUCACUUUAUAUUCAUGGCAAAAAAUACAGUCUGACAUUAUAGACAAUCUUGGGACAUAAAACGCGUCACAUUUUCUUCAUCCACAUUGGUCUGUUUUUUGUUUUUUUAAUGCUCUCUUAUUUAUUUAGCAGUCUUCUGUGGUUUUUAGACCUUACUAAUCAAAUUGUAAAUACUUUAAAACAGUUGAGAAAAAAAAUUAAUAAUGGCAUUAGUGACUUGCGAUUGUAAAACCAGCAAUAAAUUGCAAUGCAGAGGCACCCGUUUUAAUGUAUAGCUAGUGUAUUUCUAAAGGUUUCUCUGGAAACAGCCACCAUGAGAUCAUGAUUGAUAUGCAUUUAUCCAACAUUCCAGAUUUUGUACAUAAUUACCUGUUUCUGAAGUAACCUGUGGAAAAUAAAACUAAUGCUCUUUAA